Messenger RNA from Hemicordylus capensis (graceful crag lizard), 4738 nucleotides. RefSeq names its product PDZ domain containing 7 (gene PDZD7). Gene Ontology annotation, biological process: sensory perception of sound; auditory receptor cell stereocilium organization. The record is from RefSeq and is a predicted model, not a curated record. Gene Ontology annotation, cellular component: plasma membrane; stereocilia ankle link complex; cilium. Gene Ontology annotation, molecular function: protein binding. The coding region runs from base 381 to 3227 and encodes 948 amino acids. The transcript is spliced from 16 exons. Lineage: Eukaryota; Metazoa; Chordata; Lepidosauria; Squamata; Cordylidae.
GAGGAAGUUUGCAGAGCAACAUGGAGACAGCACAUCUGUUUGGAAGUGAAAGAGCCAGAAUUUGAACCCAUGAGAGACAAGAUGUUUCCAUUGGAUACAGCAUUUUAGGCACAGGAAUAUUUUCUCAAGGACAAACCUCAAUGAUAACAACAAUAAAAUGAGUCCACAUGAGAUAAUACUAUGAUUCACCAGAAUAUGUCCAACAUCUGUUUCCGUUGUUGGGAAGCAACCUAAGGGGCCAAAAUGUAACAAAUUAGCCUAACUCUCCUGAAGGGUUGGGCUUCCCCACUACCCAGAACACAGAGUGUUUAACCAGAUCAUCUAUAAACAUCACCCAAGAGUGAGAAUUCCUCCAUGAACAGCCAGCAUCCAGUCCUGCCAUGGCGCAAGCUCCUGAUUCGUUUUCGAAGGAAAUUAUUUACCCCUCUCACUCUCGGGGUUCCAGCAGUGACAUCAGCACUGCUCACCGCCUUCUGCUGAGCAAACAGAACCGGCUGAUGAAUGGGAACCACCAAGGCAUCCGCACCUCAUCCCCCAUGGGAAGAGUUAUCCUCAUUAACUCACCCAUUGAAGCUAACAGCGAUGAGAGUGAUGCCAUCAUUGCCAUUACGGUGGAGAAGAGCACACAUGGGAAGCUGGGUUUCAGCGUGCGUGGAGGCUCAGAGCAUGGCCUGGGUAUUUUUGUCAGCAAAGUGGAGGAAGGCAGCAGUUCAGAACUGGCUGGGCUGCGUGUUGGAGAUAAAAUCACAGAGGUGAACAGUGUGAGCUUGGAGAGCAUUACAAUGGGGAGUGCAGUCAAAGUCCUGACAGGGAAUAACCGGCUGCGGAUGAUCGUGAGACGCAUGGGCAAGGUGCCCGGGAUAAAGUUCUCCAGAGAAAAGACCACAUGGGUUGAUGUGGUAAACAGACGCCUGGUUGUGGAGAGGAGCGGUUCAACGCCAUCAGACACCAGUUCCGAGAUUGGAAGGCGGAGGAUUGUCCACCUCUACACCACCUCUGAUGACUACUGCUUGGGUUUCAACAUUCGCGGGGGAAGGGAGUACGGCCUUGGUAUCUAUGUCUCCAAAGUGGAUCCCUGUGGGCUGGCUGAUCAAAAUGGAAUCAAAGUCGGUGACCAAGUCCUUGCAGCCAACGGAGUCAAGUUUGACGACAUCAGCCAUAGCAAGGCAGUAGAAGUGCUAAAGGGGCAGACUCACAUCAUGCUGACCAUCAAGGAAGCAGGGAGGUUCCCGGCAUACAAGGAAAUGGUGGCCGAGUACUGCUGGCUCAACAGAUUGACCAAUGGCCAGCUACAGCAGUUGUCGCACACCUCGGAAUCCAGCUCAUCCGUGUCAUCCUACUCCUCAGGGACCCCCUUCAGCUCCAUGAAUGGCCUAUACAUGGCCCCAAUUCCCAACUCAGCUCAAAGCUGCAUGGUGGAUGUUGGCAUCUCCACUGAGGAGUUGCCAGUCCGGAGCCGUUCCUUGGAGAAGACAGAGACUGCUAUGCAGACGGACCCCCCCUCUGACGGGGUCUCCUUUUCAGGGAGCCUGGUGACCGAGACCCGCCGGAUUGUGCGGCCCAUGGAAAUCCUAAAGGACACAGCCAUCCGCACAGAGAGUCUGAAAGAGUCUGCCUUCCACCUGAAGAAGCAUCGGCCUUUCACCAGCAAAGACACCACGGACCCCUCCCCCAAAACGGCGCUCCUUCUGGCACUCAGCCAUCCGCGACAGCCCAUCAAGAGAUCACAGAGCUAUCUGACCAUCUGCGAGGAGAAACGCCAGAGGAAGAAGGAGAAGCCAGCAGCCCCAGAGAAGAAGGUCACACUCCAACGCUCCAAAACCUUCAUGAACCUGUUCUUUAAGGGUACUCGGUCAGGGAAGCAAAGCUCGGCAGCUGGGUCACCCGAGUUACAGAGACGAACCAAGUCCCCAGCACGGUCUGAGGGGGAGAAAGAAAAAGGUCAUUUUUUCACCUCACUGGCUGUGAAGGAUUCCAUGCUCUCGUUCCCCCAGCACAAUGGCAGCGAGCACAGCUCAGCCACAGAGAGCCACUUGCUACUUAUUGAAGCCAUGGCCAGGAAGCUGCUGAUGGAGGAUGAGGUGGCAGCUGUACUGAGACACUGCUCCCGGUAUAUCCAUGAAGGUGGUGUGGAAGACCUGGUGAGGCCACUGCUGGCGAUUCUGGACCGGCCUGAGAAGUUGCUGCUGCUCAGAGAUAUCAGGAGUGUGAUUACCCCUACAGAUCUGGGCCGCUUUGACAGCAUGGUCAUGCCCAUGGAGCUGGAAGCCUAUGAUGCGCUGAAGAGUAGAACAGUGAGGUCGCCUGCUCUCCGUCCAGCACAGCAUGAAACACCUCCUAAGAGACACCUUAUCACCCCAGUGCCUGAUUUCAGGGGCGGCUUCCUUCUGAAGCCAGUAACCAAUGAGAAGGGAGAGGAAGAGGAGGAAGAGAUGACGGCGGUGAAGGAUGGGAUGACAAGACUCCAGCUCACUCCCAGCCCCAGACGGACUCACUCUCGAAGCUACACCCCUCUUCCUGAUGUGCCAGUGGAUGCUUACGCUUCCCAUAGUGCCUCCUCCUCAGUGGCUAGUGGGAAGCAGCCGAACUGGUUUCUGUCUAAGUCCACAAAAACAUCAGUGAGCCCCCGACACACAGUGUCUGCUCAGGAAACAUCAGGGCAAACCCUGGAGCAAGGGGAUGGACGACCCGGCCGAGGGAGGCCUCGUACACCAAAGUCAAGCCACAGCAAGGCUGCUGCGUGGGGGUCACAGGGAGAAGCCCAGCACAACAAGGAUACCCUGUACUCUGUGAUCAACAGACCACGCAGAGCUCGGCCUCAGCUCUCGCAGCUCUUCAAGGAGACCCCACCUGCUGGCAAGGUGGGAAGAGCAGAGAAAGGAGAUGCAGACCCAGAUGUUCUGCUCCAAAAUGGGCCCAAUGACUUUGAGGAAGAGUACGAGCUAGUGACUGUCAGUCUGUCCAAGAACAAGCAGUCGUUGGGGAUUAGCAUUUCAGGUGGAAUAGAAUCCAAAGUCCAGCCAAUGGUGAAGAUUGAGAAGAUCUUUCCUGGAGGAGCAGCAUUCCUGAGUGGAGAGCUGGAGGCUGGCUAUGAGCUGGUUGCAGUGGAGGGAGAAAGCCUGCAGAACGUAACCCACCAGCGAGCCGUGAACAUCAUCCGCCAGGCCUAUCGCAACAAAGCCAAGGAGCCUAUGAAUAUUGUGGUGAAGGUGCCGAAGAAAAAGUAAAGCCGUGGACAAAACAACUUGCCCUGAAGAACAAGGCUGGCUCAGAAAUUAGGAAGAGCUCCAAGCCCCAGUGUCAGCUGAGGGUUUAUUGUAUCUACCUAUUACUCAGAAAGGUAACUGCACCAAGGAAGCAAACUAUCAGCUGGGCUAAUUGCGAACCACUCAGCAACCUGGAGGCUUAAUGGAGAAAGCUUCCCAUUGCCAGGGGGCACGGUUGGAGCAGAACCAGAGAAAUGCAGAACAGCGCCUGGUCCAGAACAAGCAUCGACAGAGGCACACUCACAAAUAUCAGGUGUUUUGGUUUAGGAAUCUACAAAACAGUUGCUAAUGAACAACUGUAAGUGGGACAGCUGCUACAAAGACCCAUCACUUUGUAGCAAACUUCCUGCUUAGGUGAACAAACAUCUAUGAGGGGUGACAAAAGGAAGCCCCUGUUGAACGGGGGGGGGGAUUGCUUUGUCACCCAAAACUGUGUGACUCCUAUGAGUGGGUGUUUUUGGACAGCAAGCUCAACCCCAGCUAAUGGGAGCUUGGAGGAAGGGCUAAGAAGAGAUAUUGGUACCUAUGAUUGGCACCUAGUCAGCUUUAAUCCUGCCUGACCAAUUUUUGGACACCUGGCUAACUCAGACUCCGCAGUAACACAGUUUUAAGCUGCAUACAUCUGCAAGGGAGAAGUAGAUCGUUUUUCCUCUCUAGAAGAGAUGACAAUCUGAGGUCCAGGGAGAGUUUAAAAAGUGCAACGUUGGAAAUAUUUUCACUCUUUCUUCCAGCAAAAUUAUAAUGGCAGCAGAACGUGAGGAUUAAACAAAUGUCAGGGUGGUCAUUAUUUCCGUCAUGCCUUAGAGCCACUCUAAUGACCAUGCAGAGGACAGAGCCAGAGAAAAUGGAACAUCCUGCUCUCUGUAGCCUUCUCUGAACCACAGAUGGUGAGGGAUUGCAGAGGAUCUCCAGCCUGGAUUUAUGGGUGUCCUAAAGGAUGUUUUCAAGCAUAUGUCCUCUCUUAUUUAAUGGAGAGGGCCUGCUCCAGGAAAUGAAUCGUCUUGUUCUCUUCUCUCCCCUGAGCUGAUGCUGCCACUUUGGGUCAGAGAUCGCUCUAUGGAGCCAUUGCCAGGCUUCUUACAUGAUGCUGCCAUGUACAUUUUACAAGCCACUGAGUGAAGGUGGCGGUGCAGGAGGGCUUUUGGAUACAGUUUUUAUACAGCAACCAGAGCAGGGGUGUGUGAAUGCACUGUGGAUGGAAACCUCCCACUCUGCCUCAGUCGCCUGAUCCCUCUCCUCCUCCUCCAUCACAACAAUUGCAGCCCCUCACCCCCCAGCCCUCGCCCUCCCAUCCUCCCAGCCCUCACCCUGCUCCAUCAGACCACUAUGUGGCUUUUCUUAAACACAAAGGUAUGUCUUUUUUCUUUUUCUUUUUUUUUAAUUCACACAUUUCUUUAGGUUUGUACAAUAAAUUUACACAGCUUGGAAAAAUAUACAGUUUCAGAAAUAAAGAAAUAAAGAAAAACACAAAA